This is a messenger RNA of Astyanax mexicanus (Mexican tetra), 2277 nucleotides long. RefSeq names its product D(4) dopamine receptor-like. Lineage: Eukaryota; Metazoa; Chordata; Actinopteri; Characiformes; Acestrorhamphidae. Bases 644 to 1873 code for a protein of 409 amino acids. The transcript is spliced from 2 exons. Gene Ontology annotation, molecular function: neurotransmitter receptor activity; G protein-coupled serotonin receptor activity. Gene Ontology annotation, cellular component: membrane; dendrite. Gene Ontology annotation, biological process: G protein-coupled receptor signaling pathway, coupled to cyclic nucleotide second messenger; chemical synaptic transmission. The record is from RefSeq and is a predicted model, not a curated record.
AAUCAGAACAUCCACUAAGCCACGCUCCAUUAUAGCAGCUCUUGAAGUGAUGCACUGAUUAGCCGUAAUCAGGCCAGGCUCUCCUAAUCAGACUGCGCCCUUCAUUCCUACCACUAAUUUUCUGACAAUUACAGAGAGAGAAAGGGAUAAAAUAUAGCUCUAAUUGACCUCUGUGUCCUUGGUAGACUAUUUUAAUAUUCUGAUAUUUCCUCCGUAUAAAUCUGCACAUAUAUUUAUUAUACAGCUAUGGAAAAAAACAAGAUACCACUUAAAAAUGGUAAGUUUUUUAUUGUACCAAAUUGAAAACCUCUGGAAUAUAAUCAAGAGGAAGAUGGAUGAUCACAAGCCAUCAAACCAAGCUGAACUGCUUGAAUUUUUGCACCAGGAGUGUAAAGCAUAAAGUUAUUCAAAAGCAGUGUGUAAGACUGGUGGAGGAAAACAUGAUGCCAAGAUGCAUGAAACUGUUAUUAAAAACCAGGGUUAUUUUACUAAAUAUUGAUUUUUGAACUCUUCUUUGUGUUAUUUGAGGUCUGAACCUUGCUAAAUUAGGCCGCUGGUCUGAAGUACAGGAGGCAUUUAGGAAGCUCUUGAGGUGGACAGAUGGUGUGUCAUCUUUGACGUCGCCUCAGUGGGUUGUCCCUUCAUGACUGAGGCAAAGAAGCAACUACAGUCAGACCAAAGAAGCUCUCAGUGCAUCUCAGUAAUUAUACCAUGUAGAGUAAUCAGGCAGAUACAGGGGACAAUGGGUCCCAGCUGGACAAUAAACGGGACUGGACCCUGCAGAGAAGAGCCGGACCGCUCACGAGUCUUACUGGUGAACUGUGCUCUGCUUGGGUUCGUUUGUACAGUUGGCGUCUCCAGUAAUGUACUGGUCUGCUGGGUUGCAUUCAGAAGUAAAGCCCUGCAGACCACCAACAAUGUCCUCCUGGUCCAUUUGGCUGUGGGGGAUCUUCUGAGGUGCCUGCUGGACUCUCCUCUGUUUCUAGCAUCGUUGGUGUUGGAGGUGUGGCAAGGUCAGGCUAGCAUCCACCUCUGCUUCAUCCAGCAGUUCACCUUCUCUCUCUGCAGUUGUGCAGAGCUACUGAGUUUGGUGGCCAUCAGCGUGGAGAGGUACCAAGCCAUCGCCUUCCCCUUCAAGACCAAGAGGACGAACUGGCAAACACGAACUUGGACAUGGAUCCUGCUUGUUUGGGUGGUCUCAUUUUUUGUAGCUGUCCUAUCGCUUAGCCUAAACCGAGGAGACCCUACAUCUUACAUGAUGUGUGCCCACCUUAACUUGCCACGGAAGUCCCACGUGGUGGACCCCUUUGGUGCAUGGGUUUUGGUGCCCAUCUGGAGUUUGUCUAUCGCCGUCAUAACCAUCCACUACCUUCAAAUCUUCAUGGUGGUGAGGCGGCACGCCAAUAAGGUCUUUGACUCAGGCGUUCAACCAAGAGCAUCCAUCGGCAAGCCUGAGCCAGCGUGGACCAGGCAUGCACCAGGGUUGCCUCUUGUGGAGUCCAGUGCCAAUGCUGAAGAAAGGGCAGGGUGGGAGGAGCCAAACAUGCCAACAGGGAUAGUAGGCGCCAUAUGCAUCCUCACCCCUAAAGCUAAAGAGUUGGGCAAAAAGAGACUGGAGGGAAAGCUGGCCAAAAGACUGGGCUACAUCAUCACAGUGGUCAUAAUCUUCUGGCUCCCGCUGGUGCUGACCCUCGUACUCCAGGAAUUCGUAGACUGUGCCAAAAUCUGUGGUUGGCUGCUGUGUGAUCUGUACUCCUCUGCCUUGGUGGUGUCGUGUGUUCCUGCUGCUUUGGAUCCACUGAUUUAUACUCUGCUGCAGCGCCACUUCCGCACACAGCUACGCAAAGUCUUCAGCACCAAGCCACACUGCUGACCACUCACCGGCCCUCCAUACAACCACUGACCCACGCUGACCACUGACUGCAGUGACACUGAGUGGAUCAGAUACAGCAGCAGUGCUGCUCGAGUUUUUGAACACCUCAGUGUCACUGCUGGACAUAGAAUAGUCCACCAAUCAGAAAUACCCAGCCAACAAUGUCCUAGUAUCUGCAAGGUGGAGCAGCUGUAGGAGUGUGUAAUAGAGAGUGGAGGACAGUGAAUGAUGAUUAAACACAGUGUUUAAAACAUCCAGCAGCACUGCUGCUGCAUGUUAUCCCACUCACUGUACCAGCUCAACACACACUAACACCUCGUACACCACCACCAUGCUAAUCAGUUCUAAUCAGUGCAGUGCUGAAGAUAAAGGACCCACCACCCAAAUAAUAAUAAUAAUAAUAA